Trifolium pratense (red clover) is the source of this 1681-nucleotide messenger RNA. Its product is annotated as RHOMBOID-like protein 1. Gene Ontology annotation, biological process: proteolysis. The record is from RefSeq and is a predicted model, not a curated record. The coding region runs from base 183 to 1346 and encodes 387 amino acids. The transcript is spliced from 6 exons. Gene Ontology annotation, molecular function: serine-type endopeptidase activity. NCBI's taxonomy places the organism in Eukaryota, Viridiplantae, Streptophyta, Magnoliopsida, Fabales, Fabaceae. Gene Ontology annotation, cellular component: membrane.
UGUGUCCCAAUGGUGCAAGUAAAGUUAAGUUGGUAAUCUAAAAAAUCCUAAUUUCUUUUGACUCCUUCAUCAUCUUCUUCUUCUUCUUCUUCUUCUUCUGACUUCAAUUUCCAAACCCAUUCUCUCAUCAAAUCAAAUUCAACCCUAAAAACCCACACUUUCUUCACAUUCUCCUCAUCUCCAUGGCACCUCCAGGAGAACCACCACCACCACCAUUACAGAUCCAAACCAGAACCAACAACAACAACAAUAUGGAUCACUCAGUUUCACUACCAAUUCAAAAUCAACAACACUACAAUAAUGGUUUUGUUAGAGAAGUGAAACAUUAUAAAAAAUGGUUUCCUUGGUUAAUACCAUUCUUUGUUGUUGCUAAUGUUGUUGUUUUUGUUAUCACUAUGUAUGUUAACAAUUGUCCUCGUAAUUCUGUUUCUUGUAUUGCUCGCUUUCUUCAUCGCUUCUCUUUUCAGCCUUUCAAAGAAAAUCCUCUUCUCGGUCCUUCUUCAUUGACGCUACAGAAGAUGGGGGCUCUUGAUGUGAACAGAGUGGUUCGCAGGCACCAGGGUUGGCGCCUCAUCACUUGUAUGUGGCUACAUGGUGGAGUUUUCCAUCUAUUAGCAAAUAUGUUGGGUAUUCUAUUCAUUGGAAUUCGACUCGAGCAAGAAUUUGGGUUUGUGCUUAUUGGACUGCUUUUUGUCAUAUCUGGAUUUGGAGGCAGUUUGCUUUCUGCUCUUUUCAUUCAGUCAAACAUUUCCGUCGGUGCUUCUGGUGCGCUCUUUGGGUUGUUAGGAGGAAUGCUAUCAGAGCUUAUCACUAAUUGGUCUAUGUAUGACAACAAGAUUGCAGCACUUCUCACACUUGUGAUCAUCAUUGGUGUCAAUCUCGCAAUCGGGAUUCUUCCACAUGUGGACAACUUUGCUCAUAUAGGAGGCUUCCUUACAGGAUUUCUUCUCGGAUUUGUGUUUUUGAUACGUCCUCAGUUUGGAUGGAUAAACCAACGAUAUGCUCGUGUAGAGUAUUCUCCAACACGUGCUAAGCCUAAAUUCAAGAAAUAUCAGUGCAUAUUAUGGGUCCUCUCCUUGAUCAUUCUAAUUGUUGUGCUUUCUGUUGGACUUGCUGCACUGCUCCGGGGUGUUGAUGCAAAUAAUCACUGCUCCUGGUGCCAUUAUCUGUCUUGUGUUCCAACUUCAAAAUGGAGCUGCCAUACAGAGCCAGCAUAUUGUCUGUCAAACCAGCUUGGCAAUCAGCUGAAUGUAACAUGCUCAAGUAAUGGUAAAUCCACUACAUACUUGAUGCAAGAUCCUUCUAGUUCACAGAUCCAGCAAUUGUGUACUCAGCUUUGUAAUUGAGUUCUUACCGAAAAGAAUGACCGUUGAAGGAGAUCAUCAGUUUGUUGAUAUUAGGAUUUCAGGCUCUCAUGGAGUACUAUAAUGCUAUACUAUACUACUAUGUAGUUCAUACCUUUUGCUUUAUUCAGGAAACCAAUUUUUUUAAAGAAUUAAUUUUGUCAUAGCAGAUUUUUUUUAUUGUGUGUAUAUAUAUAAUAAUAGAUUGGUUGAUACCUAUUUUGUGCUAGGAUCAAAAUUAUACUUACAGUUACAGAUGAUUUACUAUAUUAUAACAGAGAUAAAAGCUAUGUUCUAAUUGCUUUGACAUGAAUACACUUUACUGUGUUUUGAGUUUU